AUGACCUUGACAUCGAUUCCCACCACGCAAUUGAAAGAUGGCACAUCGAUCCCCGUGAUCGGAUAUGGAACUGGCACUGCCUGGUUCAAAAAAGUGGGCGAUACUGGUGUCAAUCGCGAAUUGGUUGAAUCGGUUAAAACCGCUAUCCGAUUAGGAUAUCACCACCUGGAUGGCGCCGAGGUUUACGGUACGGAGCAGGAGUUGGGCGUUGCAAUCAAAGAGUGUGGUGUCCCGCGAGAAAAAUUAUUCGUGACAACGAAGGUGAACCAGAACAUUGCCGAUAUUCCCAAGGCACUCGAUGAUAGCUUAGCCAAGCUUCAACUGAGCUAUGUUGACCUUUACUUGAUACACCAGCCCUUUUUCGCCAAAUCUCCAAGUGAACUUCAAGAUGCCUGGGCGGCUAUGGAGAAGGUGAAGCAAGCGGGCAAAGCCCGAGCGGUUGGGGUAUCCAACUUUCUUGAGAGCCAUUUGGAGACGAUCGCGCAAUCCGCAAAGAUCCUGCCAGCGAUCAACCAGAUUGAAUACCACCCGUAUCUGCAGCAUGGUUCCCUCAUUCCGUAUCAAGAGGAGAAGGGAAUCACAACAGCAAGUUAUGGACCGCUCACACCAGCCACUCGAGCUAAGGGGGGGCCUUUAGAUCCAUUGUUGUCGAAACUUGCUGGGAAGUAUGGUGUUGGCGAGGGAGAAAUUCUUCUGAGGUGGUCACUUGAUCGUGGCACCGUGUCCAUCACCACCAGCGGGAAAGAGUCUCGCCUGAGUACAUACCUGGAUGUGCUAAAAUUCCACCUAACGCCUGAGGAAGUGGACGAGAUAUCACGGAUCGGUAACCAAAAGCAUUACAGAGCCUUUUGGCUUGAGAAGUUUGCGGCCGAUGAUCGCUCAUAG
Aspergillus mulundensis is the source of this 885-nucleotide messenger RNA. RefSeq names its product aldo/keto reductase. The record is from RefSeq and is a predicted model, not a curated record. Lineage: Eukaryota; Fungi; Ascomycota; Eurotiomycetes; Eurotiales; Aspergillaceae. The coding region runs from base 1 to 885 and encodes 294 amino acids. The transcript has 3 exons. Gene Ontology annotation, molecular function: oxidoreductase activity, acting on NAD(P)H as acceptor.